AUGUCGGGUGUUCCAUGCAAGCUGCUCUGUCACACUAAUCAUGUUUCUUUAACGUGCCUCUUCUUGUUAUUGAUGUACUGUGGUUGCACUGGAGCCGGGCACAGUGUGACACCAGCAAGCAAUAGGAACAGCCUCCACAGUAACAAUACUCACAGCAGUACUACAGUGUUGCCCCAGGGUAGCACCACUACAUCAGGAUGUGACAAGAACUCUAGCUCCUGUAACAAUAACACCAACAUUCACACGUCCAAGUACCACAACAUCAUGAGGCAAAUACAAAACAACAAAGGAAUGUUACUGAGGACUUUAUAUGUCCUGAUCGGGGUUACAUCUGUAGUGGUCAUUUAUUUCGCUGUUAAAGCUGUCCGGUUACGCCGUCGUCGAAGCAAGUCAAAGAACCUAAGUAACAGGGGUAUUUCCCCCACAGAAAUGUCCAAUGAAGAGGUCCUGCCCAAAAACAAAAGCUUAAAAAAAAAAAUGUAA
Messenger RNA from Acanthosepion pharaonis, 483 nucleotides. NCBI's taxonomy places the organism in Eukaryota, Metazoa, Mollusca, Cephalopoda, Sepiida, Sepiidae. The record is from the annotation of a GenBank genome assembly.